AUGCUUAGCCCCUUGCCCUCUCCUUCUCUACUUGUCCUAUCAGGAAAUCCGGAUGAUGCUGAUUCCUGCGUGGAAUACUUCCGGUAUCAAUUCUCCGUGAUCCGGCCAGAUGAGAGCAAUCAACAGACUGGCAUCUCCGGAGCCAUUGGCGGAGAUGCCUCGAGUGCAUCUGGGAUGCGAGCACGACACUUCUACUCUCACGUAAUCUGUGCCCUAGAUGUGGAUGAGGUGCGCGUCCACCUGCGCGAAUGUCUAAAACGAAUUGUGGAUGCAAAUCUAAAAAAGCACGUUAUUCUCUGA
Messenger RNA from Protopolystoma xenopodis, 300 nucleotides. Lineage: Eukaryota; Metazoa; Platyhelminthes; Monogenea; Polystomatidea; Polystomatidae. The record is from the annotation of a GenBank genome assembly.